Messenger RNA from Bubalus bubalis (water buffalo), 1539 nucleotides. It is a transcript of the gene CD27, whose product is annotated as CD27 molecule. Gene Ontology annotation, cellular component: external side of plasma membrane. The record is from RefSeq and is a predicted model, not a curated record. Gene Ontology annotation, molecular function: transmembrane signaling receptor activity; protein binding. Gene Ontology annotation, biological process: negative regulation of apoptotic process; positive regulation of B cell differentiation; positive regulation of T cell differentiation. Lineage: Eukaryota; Metazoa; Chordata; Mammalia; Artiodactyla; Bovidae. The transcript has 6 exons. Bases 489 to 1259 code for a protein of 256 amino acids.
GGGAGGCGUGGGGACACGCAGCUUUGAACAGGGGGGCAAAGGUGGGCAUUUCUGUGUACAGAUGUGUGAAUACGGGAAGCAGAUCCCUGUGAACAUCCAACACCUGGUAACAGUGGCAAGCAGAGACGAUUCAAUUUGGAAGAGAGACAGAGACCACGAGAGGCUGGGCAUCGGGGCAUCUUCGAAGACAGCAGGUCUUCUGACAGAGCCGGCCCCACACCCAGCACCCAGCACCCAGCACAGGAAAGGGGGAGGGGUGGCAGUGACUGCCUGAGCGAAAAACAGCUACGAGAGAGAGCUUCAACUGCAUCAAAGGUCAGCCUGCCACUAACUCGGGACUAAUCCGAGAAGACCUGCCCUGGAGGUGCUAAGAAGAGACAUCAGCACCCAGCUGGGAAGGUGCCAGCUGCCCCCCACCCUGCCGCCCCGCCCUGAGGCCCGCAGUCAGCAGCUGGGGUGCAGGAAGAGCUCCCCCCAGGGCAGGAGUCAUGGCCCGGCUACCUCCCUGCUGGCUGUGGGUUCUGGGGACCCUGGCGGGGCUCUCGGCAACCCCAGGCCCCAAGAGUUGUCCGGAGAAGCAAUACCGGGCUCAGGGAGGAUGGUGUUGUCAGAUGUGUGAACCAGGAACGUUUCUGGUGAAGGACUGCGAGCAGCACGGAGAGGCAGCUCAAUGCAAUCCGUGUACACCGGGGGUCUCCUUCAUGCCGGACCACCACAGCCGGCCCCACUGUGAGAGCUGCCGGCACUGUAACUCUGGUGAGGUCUUCUCAUUCGAAACUGCACCCUCACGGCUAACUCAGAGUGUGCCUGCCCCGAGGGCCAGCAAUGCAGGGACAAGGACUGUAUGGAGUGUGAUGGUCCAGCCCAGGCCCAAGGCCCACACCCUCAAACCUCCCACUUACCUUAUGCUGAAGAUCCCAGAGGCCAGGACAGAUCGGCACACUCAAACUCUGGCCAACUCCAGGUGGCUGCCGGCCCCAACCCUCUCAACCCACUGGUCACCCCAAAGGUCCCUGUGCAGCGCGAACUGCAUCCGCAUCUUUGUGCUCCUCUCUGGAAUGUUUCUUGCUUUCACCAUAGUCGGAGCCCUGUUCCUCCAUCAACAAAGAAAAUUAAGUAAGAGAUUAAAUGCAGGAGAAAGUCCAGUGGCACCCGCUGAGCCUUGUCCUUGUCCUUACACCUGUCCCAGCGAGGAAGAGGGCAGUGCCAUCCCCAUUCAGGAGGAUUACCGAAAACCAGAGCCUACUUCCUACUUCUGAGCCAGUGCUCCUCAGAGAAGGCCACCACUGCAAUCAAGUCCUAGCCUCCACCUCACCCCAUUGGCCAUCCAAGGAGAUCAAGAGAGGGCACCUCGAAUUUCAGCACCACCCUCUCAUCGGGACCCUUUCCUGUGUGCAGACUUGAGAAACUAUCGUUGCUCAGUCGCUAAGUCAUGUCCAAUUCUUUGUGACCCCACCGACUGCAGCACACCAGGCUCUCCUGUCCUUCACUACCUCCUGGAGUUUGCUCAAUUCAUGUCCAUUGAGUUGGUGAUGCUAU